UGCUAAUCUGUCUCACCCCACAUUAAAGCCGAUAGGCCCAUGCAGUGCAAACCGGGUAACUAUUUAUACAGGUGGUUUGGAGAAUUGGGUUAUCUUGACAAUUGAAAUUGGAAGACGCCACCCUCUGGCAGUGUAGUGUACAGUUCGUGUGUAGAGCAGGGGUAGCUGCUACUUGCUUUAUUUUGGAUGAAGAAAUAGGUUAGAUGGCAGCAUAUGGGACGGACGUGAAAAAUGGCUUUCCGAUUUCGCCCAACACUUGCAGUGACUACACGUAUUCGACCUUCACCAGUAAUUGUGGGCCCCGUGUUCUGGUCGAGAAUCGCCGUCCCAGUGUGUCCUAUCUCCAGUAUAACAGGAUUGUUUACAGCCCCUUGACAGAACAUGGCGGCGGCCGACGACUCCCGCUACUACAACGAGCAUGAUGACCGCGUUGGGGGCCCUCAGUUCCGGAACCGGAAGGUCCGGGGUCCGUUCCGGGCCCGCAUGCACUCUGAUCAUCAGGGGCCGAGGCAACGGCACAGAGGUGGAGCAGGGGGGUUCGGACCCAACCCCCGCUCCCGGUUUGAUGAUGAUGAUGGUGACAUCAACAUGGGAGAGGGGUCGCAGGACGGUUCAUUACAGCGCAGAUAUAACCCAUAUGGCCGCCCAGGUCGCCGCGGAGAUGGCCGACUUGACCGUGAUCGUAAAGGAGGUGGUGGAUCUGGUCACAGAGGAGGAGGGCCUUCAGGAGUAGGAGGAGGCGGGGGAGGAGGAGGAGCCGGUGGGAAGAAGGGCUGGUUCAAGAUCAUAAUCCCUUAUGGGAAGAAGUAUGAAAAAAAAUGGCUGCUUGACGUGCUUCAGAAUCUCUGUCCUGUCCCCUUCACGCCAGUCAAAUUCAGCACAGAAGGUCAUAGAGUCCAGUUCUACAUUGAGGAUUCCUCCACUGCCAACGCACUACAGAAAAUCUCCCGCAAGAUCACAGACGCAGAGGGCUACAAGGUCAUUGUGAUCUCAAACCCCUGUGCCCCCCCCCCCGCUGACCUGAAGCCAGAAGAGAUGGAGAGCCUAAAGCAAUGUAUGUCCAAGCGCUUUGAUGGCUCUCAGCAGUAUCUGGAUCUCAACAGCAUACGCACAGACCCAGAUCUGGUGUCCCAGAACAUGGAAAUAAUUCUGAAUAGAAAACACUGCAUGCAUGCUGUUCUGAAAAUCAUUGAAGAGAAUAUUCCAGAGUUGGUCAGUCUGAAUCUCAGCAGUAAUAAGCUUUACAAGUUGGACGAUAUGGCGGAACUCGCCAGCAAAGCGCACAACCUGAAGAUCCUCAAUCUGUCACACAACGAGCUGCGGUCGGAGCGGGAGCUGGAUAAGGUGAAGGGCAUGAAGCUGGUUGAGCUGUGGCUGGACCACAACCCCCUGUGCGACUACUUCAAGGACCAGCCCACCUACAUCAGUGCCAUCAGGGAGCGAUUCCCUCGCUUGCUGAAGCUGGAUGGCCAUGAUCUUCCUCCUCCUAUUGGGUUUGAUGUCGAGGCCCCCACCACCAUUCCUCCCAGCAAGGGUAGUUAUUUUGGUUCAGAUGACAUCAAGAUCCUCAUCUCGCGGUUCUUACAACAGUACUUCAGUGUGUAUGACUCAGGAGACAGACAGCCUCUGCUGGACGCUUAUCAUGAUGGCGCCUGCUUCUCGCUCAGCACACCAUUCAGUGCACAGAACCCUGCCAGGUGUAGUUUGGGGGAGUACCAAAAAGACAGCAGGAAUCUCAAGAGGCUGAAAGAUCCCACCACUCGUUUCCGCCUGGUCAAGCACACCCGUCUAAACGUGGUGGCGUUUCUGAACGAGCUGCCCAAGACUCAGCAUGACACAGCGUGCUUCAACGUAGACGUCAACACGUACACGAAUACAUUACUAACGUUCACUGUGAGUGGAGUCUUCAAAGAAGUGGAUGGUAAAUCCAGAGACUCCGUGCGGGCGUUCUCAAGAGUCUUCAUCGCUGUUCCUGCUGGGAAUUCUGGGUUGUGCAUAGUAAAUGAUGAACUGUUUGUGCGGAAUGCCACGACGGAGGAGAUUCGGCGGGCGUUUGCGGCUCCAGCUCCGACCCCGUCCAGCAGUCCCGUGCCCACCCUCUCGGCCCCCCAGCAGGACAUGCUAAACACCUUCUCCCUCAAGUCUGGCAUGAACCUGGAAUGGUCGCAAAAAUGUCUCCAGGAUAACGAGUGGGACUUUGACAGAGCUGCCACAGUCUUCACACAAAUGAAGGCUCAAGGAAAAAUCCCAGACGUCGCUUUUAUAAAGUGAAAAGGAACACAAUUAAUUUGUUUGUCAUUCGGAGAGCAUCAGCUGUCUUGUGUGGAAAAUGUUUAUCCCCAGACCCUGUUUUAUAUGGAAUUUUGUUUGUUUUUUAGUUUGUUUUUAUGAACACAGGGAAACACUAAAGAAUGUCAUGGCCAAAACUAUCAUUGUGUUUCUGUUUUAAAUUAUUUUGUACAGUGGCUUUUGACAUAAUUAAAAACCAUGUUACAGUCA
Messenger RNA from Alosa sapidissima (American shad), 2499 nucleotides. Its product is annotated as nuclear RNA export factor 1-like. Gene Ontology annotation, molecular function: protein binding; RNA binding. NCBI's taxonomy places the organism in Eukaryota, Metazoa, Chordata, Actinopteri, Clupeiformes, Clupeidae. The record is from RefSeq and is a predicted model, not a curated record. Gene Ontology annotation, biological process: poly(A)+ mRNA export from nucleus. Gene Ontology annotation, cellular component: nucleus; cytoplasm.